Messenger RNA from Fusarium pseudograminearum CS3096, 1239 nucleotides. RefSeq lists its product as uncharacterized. The transcript has 3 exons. NCBI's taxonomy places the organism in Eukaryota, Fungi, Ascomycota, Sordariomycetes, Hypocreales, Nectriaceae. Gene Ontology annotation, cellular component: endomembrane system. The coding region runs from base 1 to 1239 and encodes 412 amino acids. The record is from RefSeq and is a predicted model, not a curated record.
AUGAAGAUCUCGUACUUGUCCGUUGGGCUUCUCGCCCUCUUUAGCCCCUUGGCUGCUGCUUGGAGCAAAGAAGAUCGCGAAAUCUUCCGCAUCAGAGAUGAAAUCUCAAAGUACGAGACCGAUCCGGCCGCCAACUUUUACGAUAUUCUCGGUGUGCCCAACUCUGCUUCGCUCGACGACAUUACAAAGGCCUACCGCAAGCAGACCCGAAACUUGCAUCCCGACAAGGUCAGGCAGUCAAUGCGAUCCAAGGCUGAAAAGGACAAGAAGUCGGGCGCAAAUGUCAAGCCUCCCACCAAUGCUGAGAUCAGGACCGCUGUCAAGAAGGCCGGCGAGGCCCAGGCCCGUCUCUCUCUUAUUGCCAACAUCCUCCGUGGCCCCGAGCGCGACCGUUACGACCAUUUCCUUUCCAAUGGCUUCCCUCUCUGGAAGGGCACCGAUUACUACUACAACCGAUACCGACCCGGCCUGGGCACUGUCAUCGUUGGUCUCUUCCUUGUUGUUGGUGGUGGUAUUCACUACCUCACCCUCUACAUGAGCUGGAAACGUCAGACUGAGUUUGUCGACCGCUACAUCAAGUUUGCCAGGGAAACUGCUUGGGGCGGUGGCUUCAACAUACCUGGAGUCGAGGCUGCUGCACCCGCUCCUACUCCUCCCGCUGCGCCCGAGAGUGAAGAGGAAGAGGCCCCCCCUCUGCCCCAGAACCGACGAGAGCGCCGCAUGUAUGAGAAGGCUCAGAAGCGUGACGGUGGUAAGCCUGUCAAGAAGACCCGCCGAGCUCAGGUUGCUUCUGGAUCUGGAACUGCUACUCCUACCCCCACUGCUGGUCCUACUGGUGCUCGCAAGCGCGUUGUUGCUGAGAACGGCAAGAUCCUCGUUGUUGACUCCCUUGGCGAUGUAUAUCUCGAGGGAGAGGAUGAGGAGGGAGAGGUCCACGAGUACCUCCUUGACCCUAACGAGCUUGCCAAGCCUACCAUCAAGGACACUGCUGUCUUCCGUGCCCCAAUCUUCCUUUUCAACAUCACCGCUGGUCGAUUCCUCUCCAAGAAGUCCUCCGACCUCGAGCUCGAGGUUUCUGGCGAUGAGGAGGACUCUGACGUUCCCCAGCCUACUCCCAGCACCGACUCUGCCGGCGAGGACUUUGAGCUCCUCGACAAGAGCACUGAUUCGCUCAGCAAGGCCAAGGCAUCUGGUGCUUCUCAGGGCAAAGCCAACAAGCGCAAGGGCAAGAAGAGGUAA